Molecule: messenger RNA, 2588 nt
Organism: Perca fluviatilis (European perch)
Lineage: Eukaryota; Metazoa; Chordata; Actinopteri; Perciformes; Percidae
Gene: uqcc1
Biological process (GO): DNA transposition; mitochondrial respiratory chain complex III assembly; DNA integration
Cellular component (GO): mitochondrion
Molecular function (GO): DNA binding
Source: RefSeq, a predicted model, not a curated record
CUUUCUCACCGGAGAGAAUUCGGUGCCGGACAAAUUCCGUUGACAUUGCUGAGGAGGAGGAGGUGGCGGGGAAAGGACUGGUGUUACCAAAGCGAAGGUUUUCCUGAAGCCAGCCGCUUCUAAUCUAGCUGUGAGACAGGGACACGGACACAGCCAUGUAUCGGCGGCCGCUGCAGUCUGCCGUCAGAAACCUUCUCAACCUAACAGCGACCAGAGCCGCCUACGGAAAGGUGCUGGAUCAAGAAGCCUGUUGUGUCAGAGCUUGCCAACUGGCCCGAGUCUCCCCUCCGUGUUUAAAGCCAUGUCGGACGCUGCACACCACGACACAGGUAACACGACGCACACGUUCGCACAAUAGGAGACUGAUUUCAGCUACACAGAUGUGGGGGCUGUCCGCAGCAGGCUGGAGAGGACGACUCAAUCACCUCUCCAAACUGAGCAGUCGUGGGAGAAGAGCCUUGGUGAGAGAGGUAAAGAAGAACCCAAAGAUCACUGUGGCUGAGCUCCAGAGAUGCAGUGGGGAGAUGGGAGAAAGUUCCACAAAGUCAACUAUCACUGCAGCCCUCCACCAGUCGGGGCUUUAUGGCAGAGUGGCCCGACGGAAGCCUCUCCUCAAGCCGGCACGGGAGGAAGAAGUCGGGGCCUUCACCAAACUCAUUGAGGCGAUGGGCUUCACCGGACCUCUCAAAUACAACAAAUGGAAAAUCAAGAUUGCUGCCUUGCGCAUGUACACAUGCUGCGUGGAGAGAGUCAAUUAUGACGAGUUCUUUGACAAGUGCUCCUCCCCUGACACACUCAACUCUUGGUUCUUGGUAGCACAGCUACAUGUGUGGAUGUGUUUGGUGCGGAUGCGUCAGGAGGGCCGAGAAGGGAAGUACAUGUGUCGUUACAUCGUCCACUCCAUGUGGGAGGAUGUGGAGCAGAGGAGCAAAAUUAUGGGGAUUGAUGCCAGCCAUAGGAAGGAAGGAAUGAAAGCCAUGACGGAGACGUUUUACGCGGCGAUAUUUGGAUACGAUGAGGUGAGAAAACUUGUUUUACACACUCGUACGGAAGCCAUCGAGAAGCUGAAUCCCUUUGGUUUUACUGUGUGUGUGUGUGUGUGUGUGUGUGUGUGUGUGUGUGUGUGUGUGUGUGUGUGUGUGUGUGCCGCCUGUGGGGAAUCCUGUCUAACUACUGCGCCGCCGGAAAAAAACAACAAGGUGACCCCCAAAGCGCGGGAACCCGGGUGGGCCGGGGGGGGGCCACCGGGCGAACGCAGCCUCAACGUGGCCGUUUUUGUCGUGUUGCAGAUGCAGUUCAUCGACGCCCUGGACGGGGAGGACCUGAUGCUGACCGGCGAGGUCAAGUGGCGCCCCCUGGUGGAGGAGAACGCUCAGAGCAUCCUGAAGGUGGCCACGCCCACCUACAACGACACGGGACUGUGAGGCGGACGCGGGACCCACUCGGCUCUCCUCUCCUCCAAAGUCCACUUCUUCUGACCUCUCCCUCCCCUCCCCGUCACCUUCUCGGUGUCUCUUUGGUCGUCUCUCAGACCUGUAAUCAUGUCCCGUCUUAGGGCCGCAGCCCACCAUGAUGUUCAUCGUCCAUUCAUCUCUGGAUUCUUUUCCUGGAUGAAUGGAGGCGUUGUUUGGUCUCUAAAAUGUCCUGAAAACAGAGAAAAAUGUAAAGCGGUGUUUCCCAAAGCCCAAGAUGAUGUAAUCCGUUCAGUUUACUGUCACGUUUGGAGUGAAGAAACUAGAAAAUAUUCACAUUUACCAAGCUAUCUAUGUCUAUAUCUCCUCUCUAUCAUAUUUUGAAUUGGACAUGAGAUCCGUUGCCGUAGCGUUCUCAUCCUCUCCUGUAUUUUCUUUUUUUUUUUCUCUCACAACUUCUUCCUCUCCUUCUUACCUUCAUCUUCUGUCUCUGGACGCUCAGUACAGGCAGGAUUAUGUUACAGACAGACAGACAGACAGACAGACAGACAGACAGACAGACAGACAGACAGACAGACAGACAGACAGACAGACAGACUGCUAUGGGCAAACCCACACACAGACACACACACACACACACACACACACCCUUUCUCGUACAUCAAUCAAUGAAACUAGCCGGUGUAAAACCAGGAGAUGGUGUGCGUCAUCUUCCUCCAUGGUUGGGUUUUGAGAGCCUCUGUCUCUUCCUCACUGUAAACUCUAAACUGUCGAGGGAAAAAGAUCACAAAAAGUAAAAAAAAAAAACAAGACUGUAUUUAUAUUUUUCUGUUUUUUUUUUUUCACGAAUGCAACACUCUCUGUAUUUAUAAAAUAUUUUCUAUAAGCCUCCAUGUUUACACUCUUCCGCUGCUGAGACUUCUGUCACUGUGCGUUAAAUAAAGUUUCUCUUUGAAUAAGUGAGGUCAGGUGACAUGAACAAUAAUGGUUCUAAGAAACAGAUCUCUCUCCGUCAGCAGUCUGUAGUUACAAUACCUCCGUACGUGGCUCUCUCCUCCCAUGAUGCUCUCAGACCCAAACAGGAAGCUGAGCUCGGAUUCAUCACUGCGUCACAAAAACAAAUGGGAUUUAUUUUCUUCUGUUUUUAAAAAGUGAAUUAAUAAAAUGUUAACUAGA